Messenger RNA from Cynocephalus volans (Philippine flying lemur), 5353 nucleotides. RefSeq names its product FAM20B glycosaminoglycan xylosylkinase (gene FAM20B). Bases 244 to 1473 code for a protein of 409 amino acids. Gene Ontology annotation, molecular function: phosphotransferase activity, alcohol group as acceptor. Gene Ontology annotation, cellular component: Golgi apparatus. Lineage: Eukaryota; Metazoa; Chordata; Mammalia; Dermoptera; Cynocephalidae. The record is from RefSeq and is a predicted model, not a curated record. Gene Ontology annotation, biological process: proteoglycan biosynthetic process. The transcript has 8 exons.
GGUGAGCGCGGCGUGGGGCUGCCCCCUCCCCGGAGGCGGCGGGGGCGGCAGGGGCUUCGCCGCACCGCACCUCGCGGGCGGCCAUGGAGCGAGCCUAGGGCCCGACAGGAAUUGUGGGAGGCGCUUCAGUGAAGAAAUGGACCAGUGUGUAUAAUCAUGGGAUCUCCUUGCUAACCUUCGCCACCUGCUCUUCCUGAUAAGUGAGCGAGAGAGUGGGUCAGGGGAGAAGGAAAAGAGAUCAACAUGAAGCUAAAGCAGCGUGUUGUGCUGUUAGCAAUUCUCCUCGUCAUCUUUAUCUUCACCAAAGUUUUCCUGAUUGACAACUUAGAUACAUCAGCUGCCAACCGGGAGGACCAGAGGGCUUUUCACCGAAUGAUGACUGGCUUGCGGGUAGAGUUGGCACCUAAGCUGGACCACACCUUGCAGUCUCCCUGGGAGAUUGCAGCCCAGUGGGUGGUUCCCCGGGAAGUGUACCCUGAAGAGACACCAGAGCUGGGGGCAAUCAUGCAUGCCAUGGCUACCAAGAAAAUCAUUAAAGCUGACGUGGGUUACAAAGGGACACAGCUAAAAGCCUUAUUGAUACUUGAAGGAGGACAGAAAGUUGUCUUCAAACCUAAACGGUAUGGCCGAGACUAUGUGGUAGAAGGGGAACCAUAUGCCGGGUACGAUAGACACAAUGCAGAGGUAGCAGCCUUUCAUUUGGACAGGAUUCUGGGUUUCCGCCGAGCCCCCUUGGUGGUUGGUAGAUUUGUUAAUCUGCGGACAGAGAUCAAGCCUGUUGCCACGGAGCAGCUGUUGAGCACCUUCCUAACUGUAGGAAACAAUAGUUGUUUCUAUGGGAAGUGUUAUUACUGCCGAGAAACAGAGCCAGCCUGUGCUGAUGGAGACACGAUGGAGGGAUCUGUCACACUUUGGCUUCCAGAUGUGUGGCCUCUGCAGAAACACCGACACCCAUGGGGCAGGACUUACCGAGAAGGCAAAUUGGCCAGGUGGGAGUACGAUGAGAGCUACUGCGAUGCUGUGAAGAAAACGUCCCCUUAUGACUCUGGCCCGCGCCUCUUGGACAUCAUUGACACAGCUGUCUUUGAUUAUCUGAUUGGCAAUGCUGACCGCCAUCACUAUGAGAGCUUUCAAGAUGAUGAAGGCGCCAGUAUGCUCAUCCUUCUCGAUAAUGCCAAGAGCUUUGGGAACCCCUCGCUGGAUGAGAGAAGCAUUCUUGCCCCUCUCUAUCAGUGUUGCAUCAUUCGAGUUUCUACCUGGAACAGACUGAAUUGCCUAAAGAAUGGCGUGCUAAAGUCUGCCUUAAAAUCUGCCAUGGCCCAUGACCCCAUCUCCCCAGUGCUCUCUGAUCCUCAUAUGGAUGCUGUGGACCAGCGGCUCCUGAGUGUCCUGGCCACCGUGAAGCAGUGCACUGACCAGUUUGGGAUGGACACUGUACUGGUGGAAGACAGGAUGCCUCUCUCCCACUUGUAAUUCUCAAUACAAAAAUAAGUGAAACUUCUUUUUACAAAGGUAGAGAAACAGCACAAUCAAUUCCAAAUGGUUUGAGAUGGAUUAGAAAUGGCCAGCAGCAAGUUCUGAUGAUAGGGGACAGGGUGGCCUUGGAUGUCUUUGGUGUUUCUGUAGUAGAAGCUAAAGCAAAGACCUGAAGUUUCAGAGCACAGAGGUGCUACUGCUGAAUCACAUUCUGACUUCCUCGGCAGUUGCCCAUUCUAAAAUGGGCGUCAUAGUUGGUCAGUCUUACUUCCCAUGCCAAAGGACAAACAGGUGUGGCAUUUGAAUAGGUAAAUGCUGGGACUGGUUCUGGAUUGUGCGUUUUGAGUUGAACCUUCCAGUCCUUUCUCCACACCUGUGGGUUUUAUGGAAACACUUUGCAGUCUCUUGUGUCUUUUUUACCAGAACUAGUCAAAUUGGAAAGCUUACUGCCUCCUACAGAGUGGCAGCAAAUAAAACUUUGCAUUCUGUCAAGCCAAAAUAGCAUGCUCUGUUGGAGGGGAUGUGUUUUUAAGAUAGAAUUGGAGGAAAGAGCAGAAGCAGGAAGAUGGUUGGGCUUUUAAGCAGUUGAGCAGUAUUCUCCUUCCCGUCGGGGAAGGAAGAAGAAAGACCUACUCGGUAGAACCAGAAUUAGGGAGAUGAUUGAAUUAGUGAAAAACAGGUUACCCUGUAUUUAGGUUCUUAGGGUGUGCAAAAAGCAAACAUGGCUUUGUCCCUCAGUAAAAUCUGCAUUCUCAUAGUUGUGUUCAAAGUAACCAAAAAAUUGUCUCUAGAGAAAAUACUGUUACAACCUAAGCAUGAUUCUCUUGUGGAGACUAAUUUUUUUCCCUUUUGCCUAAAGCUGGCAAAUCCUUUCCAAAUUAACAAGACAAACUGAAACAAUACCUUGAAUAAGAGUCAGGUUGCCUGUGAUCUCUGCCAUUCUCAUUUAUUUUCCGAAAUGAAUUUCCACUUCUGCCUUUAGGGCAUUUGGUCAUUGAAGCUGCUGUUCCCAAGAGAUUGGCUACCCUGUUUGUGCCUUUCUUGUGAGCAAAGGCAGCUCACUCCUACAGAUGAUAGUGUACACUGUGCUAGUGGAUGGACUUACCUUGUGGUCUGGGCCAUGCAGAAGACUGGAAACAAAGAUUUUAAGCCUUCUGAGCCUUGAAAUUAAGGUGGUUACCAGGAAGAGCCUUAAAAUUUUGAUUUAUGUCAAAUCCUAAUUUCAUCUUUUAGUCUCAUUUGGAGUUGUGAACCCAUGAUGUAGUAGUAUUCUUCCAUCUCCUCUGAGCGCUGUUAAAUUUCAGGUUACUAAAGCACAGGUUUUGUUUUGUGUUCUGGCACAGUGAUUUUGACAUGUAAGCAGCUGUAGUAGAAUACAGGGCCAGAGAAAGACAGGCUCGUGUGCCCGCUCACCUGUGUCCUCAGAGCUGGGUGUUUCUCUCCUGCAUCGUUUCUAGGUGCUGUUCUGGUUUUGUAUUUCUGUCAAGCAGAGACUAAUAUUUAAACUCUGUGGUUGAACAGAUUUAAUGCCAACCACUGGAGACCAGUUUAGGCAACCACCCUUUCAAAAAUUAGAAUUUAUGUCCCAAUUUUCUCACAUUGAAAAAAUGAGUAACCUGCAAUACUUUAAAAUAGCAUGAAAUUAGGAAAAUUUUGUACUUUUUAUAUACAUUUUAAGAUGGACAUUUGAAUGGGUUGAGUUAAGAAAAAAAAGGUAUUGAAUUUAAGAUACAGCUAUUAUUAGCACAAAACACUGAAAUAGGUUAACAAAAGGAGGCAUUGAUUCCAAUUUUAAGGCUGCUUGCUGUGUGUGUCCAGGAAAAUUCACAAUUCAGCUUGAGAAUACCUUGGAUAGUGCUUACCCCAAAGCUUCUGGGAGCCAGCUGGCAGAGACAGCAGGAAGGAAGUCAGCUGUACUCUCCUUCAUUAAUGUUAGUUGAACUAAAUUAUGGAUUAAUGUUCUUUCAACACAUGAUGCCUUUAGUACGCCACACUGAAAUGAAUAAUAACAGUUCUCUGUAACUGGGAACUUCAUAACAUUGGAGGCAAAAGAUUCUGAUAAGGAAAAAGCGGGAGAGAAGGCUGCUUUGGAAAAUGUCUCAUCCUGUCUUUAAAGCAUUUGCAGAAAAUGUGUCAUUUAUUCUUUUCCCUACUAUUUUCAAAUUCAUGACCUUAAAAGAUAUAAUGGUUCAAGUUAGAAUUAAGCUAAUAGAGUAGUGACACUGAGAAUAUAAAUUUAUGUUCUAAUCAGGAUUGGAUUAAGCUGGAAAAGUAUGUUUAGGCAAAUCUUGGAGAAAACCAACCAUAAACUUAUAGCCCUAAAAUUCACAAACACUAAAUUCUGUUUGAAAAAGUGGUAAAUCUUUUUUUUUUUUUUUUUUUUUUUUAAAAGAUGACCGGUAAGGGGAUCUUAACCCUUGACUUGGUGUUGUCAGCACCACGCUCACCCAGUGAGCGAACCGGCCAUCCGUAUAUGGGAUCCGAACCCGGGGCCUUGGUGUUAUCAGCACCGCACUCUCCCGAGUGAGCCACGGGCCGGCCCCGUAAAUCUCUUUUUAAGAAGUUUUGUAACACUUUCCUUUUUAUGGUUUAUUUAUUAGAAUCUAGGUCUUACAAUCCAAUCAUUGGAUGGUUUUGGUCAGCUCUGUUAGGUGUGCCUACCAAACAUUUAAAGGUAGAUGUGAAUACAUUUUAAUAUUAUAAAACUAGGAAAAUCAGAACUGAUUGCCAUUUCUUGCCCUCCUCCCACUUCUUAAAAAUGUUUAUUCCAAAGUUCAAACGGGGAAAUUCGGGGAUAGAGGUUUCAUUCUAAAACUGUUCUUUAAUAUGUGACUGCAUUGUGGGUUUGGGAAGGAGUGUAAAUUAUUUUCUGUAUAAAACAAUUUAAUAAGAUCUCAUUUGUUCAGAGUAUUCAAUAAUGUAUUUAUAAGACAUUUCUCCCUAUUUGCACUCAGGGUUAAUAUGUCAAAUGAAAUUUAAGAAGGAAAUAGAAGAAUCCAGGUACAUCCAUUGCAUAUUAUUUUGGGAAAGAUGAAUCCUAUAGAUGACAGUUUUUCAAUGUCAUCUGAAGACAGCAUUGUCUUCCAAAGAAAUACAUCUUUUCUUUUCUUUAAAAAAAUGCUUUGGCCUCCCCUUCCUGUCCACCAUAUUCUUUCUACCUCCACUCUCAAUCAUCCCUGUAUUCUUCUUUGACCAGUAACUGAUUUUGGUAAAACAGCGUUAUGUCAGUGAGCUAUCUUGUAUGAGUCAUCUUGUCAGCUUGAGCUUCAGGAAACGUGAGUAAAGGUAUAUGUAUGUAUAUAAGUUAUAUAUGUAUUCUAGCAAGAAAAACAUAUUUAUUUUGACACAGGGAAACACUGACUUACAUUGCUGAAGGACUUGAAGCUAGUGAAAGGUUCUCUUCUCAGUCUCUGAGUGUGGACCCUAAGUGGCAUAAAGACCGUCAUUCAGCAGACACCUACUGAGCAACCCUGGUGUGGCAGCACUGGCUAGGCACGCUGGUGAGCCAGGUAGACCUGACUUUGUGAAACUUUUGUAUGGGGAAGGCUAUUUUUUCUCCCUUUGGUUCCUCAAGUCUGGAUGGUCAAAAAAGUAGGGGCUGGGUACUGUACUGCCAUAGAUUUUUAGGAACUAAGGUAUUCCUCACAAACACAAAAUUUUGGGGGAAACAAUAAUUUGCUGGAAAGCUAAUUUAUUGCUUAAAUGGGAAGUGUAGGAACCACUUCCCUCUGUUUGGAUCUGCCAAGGAUUUCUUCUCAGAGCUGUUGCAUAAAUAGAGGUUGUACUUGGUAAGACAAGACAGAUAUUCACCUAAAUCUCUAAUGUGUUCUAUGGAUUUCAAUCCUGAAAAGAAAAUGAAUAAAAAUUUCAAUAAAUA